Acyrthosiphon pisum (pea aphid) is the source of this 3006-nucleotide messenger RNA. RefSeq names its product zinc finger protein 271-like. Gene Ontology annotation, molecular function: DNA-binding transcription factor activity, RNA polymerase II-specific; RNA polymerase II cis-regulatory region sequence-specific DNA binding. Gene Ontology annotation, biological process: regulation of transcription by RNA polymerase II. Bases 1 to 1425 code for a protein of 474 amino acids. The record is from RefSeq and is a predicted model, not a curated record. NCBI's taxonomy places the organism in Eukaryota, Metazoa, Arthropoda, Insecta, Hemiptera, Aphididae. The transcript has 3 exons.
AUGUCGUUCCAUGUAAGUAGUAGUUUGACAAAACACAAGCGAAUACACACUGGAGAAAAACCGUACCCAUGCGAUGUAUGCAACAAUUCGUUCUCUACCAGUGGCAGUUUGACAGUACACAAGCAAAUUCACACUGGAGAAAAACCAUACGCGUGCGAUGUAUGCAACAAGUCGUUCUCUACCAAUGGCAGUUUGACAGUACACAAGCGAAUUCACACUGGAGAAAAACCAUACGCGUGCGAUAUAUGCGAUAAGUCGUUCUCUACCAGUGGCAGUUUGACAGUUCACAAGCGAAUGCACACUGGAGAAAAACCCUACGCAUGCGAUGUAUGCGACAAGUCAUUCUCUACCAGUAGCAGUUUGACAAAACACAAGCGAAUACACACUGGAGAAAAACCGUACCCAUGCGAUGUAUGCAACAGUUCGUUCUCUGGUAGCAGUGAUUUUACGAGACAUCGACGAAUACACACUGGUGAAAAACCGUUCUCAUGCGAUAUGUCACAUGUAUGUGACAAGUUGUUUAGCAAAAGUACCAAUUUGACGAGUCAUCGACGCACACACACUGGCGAAAAACCAUACCCAUGCGAUGUAUGUGACAAAUCAUUCUCUGGAAGUAGCAAUUUGGCGAGACAUCGUCGUACACACACUGGAGAUAAACCGUACGCGUGCGAUGUAUGCGACAAGUCAUUCUCUACCAAUAGCAGUUUGACGGGACAUCGACGCACACACACUGGCGAAAAACCAUACCCAUGCGAUGUAUGUGACAAAUCAUUCUCUGUAAGCAGUCAUUUGACGAGACACCGACGCAUACACACUGGUGAAAAACCGUACGCGUGCGAUGUAUGUGACAAGUUGUUUAGCAAAAGUACCAAUUUGACGAGACAUCGACGCACACACACUGGUGAAAAACCAUACCCAUGCGAUGUAUGUGACAAAUCAUUCUCUGUAAGCAGUGAUUUGACGAGACAUCGACGCAUACACACUGGUGAAAAACCGUACGCAUGUGAUGUAUGUGAGAAGUCAUUCUCUGGAAGUAGCAAUUUGGCGAGACAUCGUCGUACACACACUGGAGAUAAACCGUACGCGUGCGAUGUAUGCGACAAGUCAUUCUCUACCAAUAGCAGUUUGACGGGACAUCGACGCACACACACUGGCGAAAAACCAUACCCAUGCGAUGUAUGUGACAAAUCAUUCUCUGUAAGCAGUCAUUUGACGAGACAUCGACGCAUACACACUGGUGAAAAACCGUACGCGUGCGAUGUAUGCGACAAGUCAUUCUCUACCAAUAGCAGUUUGACGGGACAUCGACGCACACACACUGGUGAAAAUCCGUACGCAUGCGAUGUAUGUGAAAACUGGUUCAGCCAAAGUAGUGGUUUGGCGAUUCAUCAGCGCACGCACACUGGUGAAAAACCAUACGCUUGAUGUAUGCGAAAAGUUGUUUAGUAAGAGUGGCAGUUUGACGGCACACAAGCGAACGCAUAUAGAACACUCAUCGGAUUGAUCAAAGAUAAAUGAUCCAUGGGCCAUAUUAAAAUAGUAUAAACCUUGAUAACAUAUUAUUAUGACAGCACUGUCAAAGUGUUAAUUUUCUCAUGUAGGUACAUAGUUUUUCUCAAUACUAAAUUGCCAAUUUUCCAUGUGCAUAAAUAAAUUCUACAUUUUGUAUGGUUUUCAAUGUUUAAAAUACUAAUCAUUUUUCAAUUUUUUAUUGAAAACAUUGUGUAAUUUGGAUUUUAAAAAUAUUGUCAAGUUAAUUAUAUUUGGAGCCCAUCACACCAGGGGAAUGGGGAUGUUUAUGUACCUAAUAUGAACGAAUCAAUUUUGAUCGUAUUGUUGGUUCAAAAAUUAUCAUUUGAGGCGUGACAUCAACGCAUUUUUUUUUAUCAUUGAAUAAUCAAUACAUUCAUCAUUCCACUUAAAAUUUAAAAUAUGGUAAAAUAGGACAUUUUACAAAAAAAUACUUUUUGAAAAAAAUCGAUUUUCUUAUUUUUGUUAUAAUUUUGAAAACAAUAGAUACUUGAAAUGUUCAACGAAUAUUUCUGCUGUAUUCAUAUUUGGGCCCUUAUUACAAUUUUUAGUCGCAGCAGUGAGGCGUAUAAUGGACAAAAAUACUGGUCACUACCAUCAUGGCCAACGUUAUUUUCUAUUAUUAUUAUCAUUAUUAUUAUUAUUAUUAUUAUUAUUAUUAUUAUUAUUAUGUGCAUACGGUCUCCCGUAUACGCUGCCACCGCCAAAGUCCUAAUCAAAAUUCGAAUAUGUCUGUGCGUAAUGAAUACUUCUCAUUUAAUAGAAACGUCCCGAGACGAGGGUUGGCGUGUAUACAUAAUAUUAUUACGGGCACCCGACAAAUGCGCGCGAGUUGUGAUGAAAAGUCGUAAACGUAGGUAGGUAUACAUUAUUUUAUGUUUAUAUUUAUCGGCCUUUGCCUCGAAUCGCAUAUAAACACUGCAUUGCGUACCUAUAUAGGCUAUACAUCAUAUUAUUAAAUAUAUACGACCGUCCGUCGUCGCUUCUACGCGAGCACUCAAACACACCAAUAGUGAAUUUUUAUGUUCUACAGUUGAGAAGAAUCGUACGGUUUUUUUCAAAACCGUAAUCAUGAAUAUUUUUCAAUCCGAUACGGCGUGGAUUUUUGUUUUCGGGCGUGAAGUACAAAAUAAACAUAAUAAUAUACUGUGCGCAAUUUCUAUGCAUAUACAGUGUGUAACUGUAAACAUUUUUAAUUUUGCUGUGAUAUCGACUGCAAUGUAAUCGUACCAAAUUUUGGACAAAACUGAAAAAAUCAAUUUCACGUGGACAUAUAAUUUGGUGGUCUUCCGUGGACAGUGAUUUUAGUUCACAUGGAUCGACGAUUGAAAUUUAAAAUUUAUUGAAGGGUAUUCAUCUGUAGGUACAUACUACCGUUUUGUAUAUAUUCAAUAUAGGUAGAUACGAUUUUUAGUCAUACUGUAUAUGGCAGAGGGUUAAAAAAUGGCGACCCUUGGACGAAGUAUAAUAUCUGGC